AUGAAGGCAAUCGGCCUACAAAAUGAUGUGGAGCUUUCUCUAGGUCUUCUGGCCGCAUCUUCUCGCGGACAUACGCAAAUCUGCGAAGCAAUUCUCCAGUACAAGCCUCAAGUGGCGAACAACGUGUGCAACGGUCAGUGGAAUGCGCUCCGAAGUGCUGCAUGCAACAAUCACCUGGAAGUGCUCGAUCUACUCUUAACCCACGGACUUCGAAUGAAAAUGCCGGAAGCGGAUAUUGGAAUAAAGAAUCUGCUAUUGCAGGUGAUGAAGUCAAUGUGGACGAGGAAGGAUGCGGUAGGAGGACGGCGCUUCGUGGAGCUGCCUGUUUCCCUUCCAAGUUCUGAGAUUUUCUUUCGCAUUUUUGCUGCAAAAUCGUCUGCAUUAACAAUAUUCUUGACCUACAGGGCUGGUCACCGUGACGUCGUCAGUCGUCUUCUGAAGGCUUCGGCCAGCGUCGAUCGAAAAGAUUCCGAGGAUCGAACUGCCCUGAUGGCAGCUGCAUUUAUGGAUCACUGGGAGAUUGUUGACCUUCUCCUCGAUCAUGGAGCUAAGAUCUCUGAAACCGAUUCUGCAGGGGCGACGGCGCUACAUCUAGCGUUGUCGAACGGCUCUAAAACCGAGGCUCAUGAUAAAACUGUUCAGACCCUGAUAAGAAGAGGAAGCGAUCUUACCGUGACGGACGCACACGGACGAGUGUGCCUCCAUCUGGCCGCCUACUAUGGUGACCGGAACCUGACGUCGCUCGUCGGAGCCACUUGCAUUGACAUCCAGGAUUCCCUUGGACGUACGCCGCUGAUGUUAGCUGCUAGCCAGGGACAAGUGGAGGCCGUUAAUCAGCUGGUGAAAAACGGAGCUUACAUCGAUUGCAUUGACUCUGAUGGCAGAACCGCCUUCCAGUUGGCUGCCAUUCAUGGCCAUCUGCAAGUGGUUGAUAUGCUGUUGGCAUUCGGUGCUGAUGAAGCACAUAAGGAAGAGAUUGACAAGAUUGUUCAGGACAACGACGGUGCGGUCGCCCUGCACUAUGCUGUUGCCCACGGGGAAGUGGCCCUCUGUCGGGCGCUAGCUACCUCGGCGACCGUGAAUGCCACAGAUCGCGCAGGCAAUCAUCCGCUAAUUAACGCUUGUCAGAGCGACAACGAAGAGGUUCGCCUCAAUUCGCAUCCAGAAAUUUCGAAUCUUCCCGAAUCGUUGAAUCGACACUAG
Messenger RNA from Angiostrongylus costaricensis, 1203 nucleotides. Lineage: Eukaryota; Metazoa; Nematoda; Chromadorea; Rhabditida; Metastrongylidae. The record is from the annotation of a GenBank genome assembly.